Molecule: messenger RNA, 369 nt
Organism: Parnassius mnemosyne (clouded apollo)
Lineage: Eukaryota; Metazoa; Arthropoda; Insecta; Lepidoptera; Papilionidae
Source: the annotation of a GenBank genome assembly
AUGGUCUGUGCAUCGGAAGGUGGUCAUUUGGCCAUCAUAAACAGUUAUGUCGAAGCUCAAAUUCUAAAGGAGUUGUUUGCUAAGUAUCCCGAACAUGAAAUUAGUGCGAGACACAAGAACCUUGCUCAUGUUGGAUUCUACGACUGGGGUGAACGUGGGGUGUGGAGUACAAUUCAUGGUCAAAGUCUCAGAGAAGCGGGAUAUGAAUCGUGGGCUAAAGGGCAGCCAGAUAAUGCAACCGACGGAGAAUAUUGCGGGGGCAUGUUCAGGGAUGCGUUAUUGGAUGAUAUUUGGUGUUAUCAUACUGCACCGUUCAUCUGUGAGAAGAAACCCGAGAGUCUUUUCCACUACAAUUAUGAUAAUAACUAA